AAAAAUAAAUAAAAAUCCUUAAGUUAAGAACUUUAAAUUUACAUUUAAAGUUCUUAAAGUAAGUCUUAAAGCUAGUUUAUAGUAAAAUUAAUUGAGUAAAAAUAUGUUUGCAAUUGUUGCAUUUGAUACCACUUCUGAGACAGACUAUGUUCCAUUAAAAUGGCUUGAGGGAGUGGAUGUUAAUAAUAUCCAAUUAAUGAUUACAAAUAACACAUCAGUAAAGUGCCAUUGGCCACCAUUCAAAAAUCCCAACACUGUUACUAAAGCUAAAAAUAACAGUUAUGAUGCAGAGAUGAAUUGGCCAUUCUACAUAGCAAGGGUGCUGGGAUUAGCUAACAAUCUGAACAAUGCUCGUCAAAAAGCCAAAAUAGCUGAAGACACAUCUAGUUUGGAAAAUGCUUUUGAGGAGACAGAAGAAAGUUCAGGAACUUUCAGGAAAAACAAAAAAAGACGAGUGACAAAGAUCAGUUAUGACAGAGAAAGUGAAAAUGAGGAUUCUGAAAACGAUCUAUUCCACAGUGUAGAACCAAAAAAGAAGAUGUUAGCAAAUUCAACUCUUGUCAUUAAAAAGCCCCAGCAACCCUAUUACAAACUCUCAUCAAACAGCAAAUUCAGAGUUGAUCAUCAGUUGCAACAUGAUGAACAUUUUAAUGACUUGAAUAUAUGGAAUAGCGAACAAUUUUCGCCGCCUAUUGCUUUAACUCCUGAAUGCGCAACAUCAGUUCCAAUGUUGAGUUCUACUAUUGCAGCCUCCGGUUUAAGUCAAACUGCUAACCUGCAAACUAUAUUUAAUUUGAUAACAACUUUGGUUAGCAAUGUUGAGGAGAUAAAAAAAACUCUAAAAGUACAUACAUCACUACUGCAUUCUAUUAAACACAAAGUGCGAGUGAAUGAAGAAGAAAUAUUUGAUUUGCCAGAAGAUAUAAAAUUGCCACUGACAUCUAUAGCUGAAGUUGACACAUUGGAGGAAAAGUUACUUUGCGCAGAGAAAAAAAAAAUUCUUGCAAAACAUUUAUCGGACAUUGGUGGUGAAGACCUUCGAAAUUUUAUUAUGAGAGCGAUGCCUGUUCUACUUGAUGGCCUUCUUGCUCGCCAAUUCAAUUUGACAGGGCAAAAAGGAAAGAAAUCGUUUAAAGCACUAUUGCUUUGCCAAGUUUUUUUUAGUGCUGUGAAACUGAACCCAAACACAAAACAAUUCACUAUUAAAGAUAUUGAAAUUGAAUUGUCGAAAUGGUUUUCUAACGCUAGAGAUCGUGGCACUGAUGGUCGUCGAUUUGCAAUCACGAAAAUUACAAAGACGGCUCUCAGUUGAGAUUGAUGGUCAAAAAAAGCAUCUACCGAUCUCUUUCAAUAUGAUUUGUAUUUUGUUUAAUCUUUUUUUUAUAAAUGAAGAAAAAAUUUAUCAAAA
Messenger RNA from Hydra vulgaris (swiftwater hydra), 1408 nucleotides. RefSeq lists its product as uncharacterized. Lineage: Eukaryota; Metazoa; Cnidaria; Hydrozoa; Anthoathecata; Hydridae. The record is from RefSeq and is a predicted model, not a curated record.